CUGCAGCAGCUAUGGGCAGCAAGACGCUCCCCGGCUCCGGUCCCCCUACACCCCUCCCUGGCCCAGCUGGCCAACUACUCUCUGCUGCAGAGCUCCACCGCGGGCCUCCACCUGCCCGCCGCCGCCGACCACUUCCCGGGCCUCUACAACUUCAGCGCCCUGCACGCCAUCCACCUCCACCUGACGCUGGGCUACCCCCCGCUGGGCCUGCCGCGCUGCGCCAUCGCCAAGCUGCCCGCCCACUUCUCCGCCGCCAUGGCCUCCACCGCCAUCCCCAUCUUCCCCCACCUGCUGCAGCCCAAGCAGGAGCCGGGGACGACCACCGGCCCGCGCGGCUCCAAGAGCAAGCCCCGCUUUGACUUUGCCAACCUGGCCGCCGCCGCCACCCAGGAGGACCCGCUGAAGGCUGAGGACCUGAGUGUGGCCGGGGCGGCGGCGGCGGCGGCGGCGCUGCAGAACGCGCCCCUGAAGCGGUCCUCCGCGGGGGCGGCGGCCGGGCUGGGCUGCCUGCUGGACGUGGCCAAGCUGACGUCGUCGUCCUCGCCCGAGCGCAAGCCGCCCCGCGGCCGCCUGCCCUCCAAGACCAAGAAGGAGUUUGUGUGCAAGUUCUGCGGCCGGCAUUUCACCAAGUCCUACAACCUGCUGAUCCACGAGCGCACGCACACGGACGAGAGGCCCUACACCUGCGACAUCUGCCACAAGGCCUUCCGGAGGCAGGACCACCUCCGAGAUCACCGGUACAUUCACUCCAAAGAGAAGCCGUUCAAAUGCCAGGAGUGCGGCAAAGGAUUCUGCCAGUCAAGGACUCUGGCCGUGCACAAGACGCUGCACAUGCAAGUCAAGGAACUAAAGCCGGCCAAGAUCAAGUGAUUCUUUUUUGUCAGCUUCGUCAGCUUUUUUUGUUCUUUUUAAAAGACAGGGACACUGGAAAAAACAAAUGAAUCCAAAGAGAACUGCUAACUAUCUUUAAUCUACCACAAACCAAGACUUCUCCUUCAUCAUCUCAACUUUGGCAAACAUCUCUCCUAAUGGUCGAGUGGUUUUGUACAACAUGGGAAGAUUGUUCUGGGAAGAAAUGUAUCACCAGCCAAAUAUACAUAUACAAAUACAUGUAUGCGUAUAUAUAUGUAUUUAUAUUUAAAUAUAUAUAUACAUACAUGUAUGUUUUCCUGUUCACUUGGGAAUGUCUGCAGAGGAUAUUUAUGAUGUGCUUCCGUUCUCAGAUAAAAACCUAAAAGCAGGGGGGUAGUGAUUGAGAAUACGUUUGAUAUGCAUAAACAGAUUUAUCUGAAACAUCAAGAAGAAAAUAAAUAUAUUUUAUGGCUGCUUCCUAAGACUGACACCUUUGAUCUAAAGAUGUCAUAAAAAUGGGACAGGCCAUCUCUUUUGCAAUGUUUUUUUUGUAAACAUUCUUAAUAUGAUUCAAGCCAUGUUUGCAUAGCCAACCUUUUUUCUCCUUCCGUAGUAUCACAUUCCAAUGUUUUUUUUGUACAUAUAUAUCUAAUUGUAUUUUUGCACUUUAACCCAAUUGAUUAUUUACCUAUAUCACUGGAUUUCCUAAACUUAUUUUCAAAUGAAUAGUCAUUUUCUAAAUAAAAUAUUUUUUACUGUA
Molecule: messenger RNA, 1612 nt
Organism: Gadus macrocephalus (Pacific cod)
Lineage: Eukaryota; Metazoa; Chordata; Actinopteri; Gadiformes; Gadidae
Product: protein odd-skipped-related 1-like
Biological process (GO): regulation of transcription by RNA polymerase II; embryo development; urogenital system development
Cellular component (GO): nucleus
Molecular function (GO): DNA-binding transcription factor activity, RNA polymerase II-specific; RNA polymerase II transcription regulatory region sequence-specific DNA binding
Source: RefSeq, a predicted model, not a curated record